AUGGCGCCGACAAAACCAAAAAAGAAGUCGACCAAAGACAAGGCAAGGGACAGACUCCGAGCCAAAGCCGCCGCCGCGCAAUCCUCAAAUGUCAACCCCAGAGAGCUUCUCGUGCAAGCCAUCGGCAUGCUCGAGGUCGGCGAUGCGGAGGGCGCCGCCAGAGUCGCCAGGACAGCGUAUGAUCACAUCGGAGACAACGGACGACAGGCUGGCGCCGCGCUGUCCCUUCUGGGUCAAAUACAUGUCGAGUUGGGAGAGGUUAACAGUGCUCGCCAGUUCUUCCUGUCUGCCGUCAAGGUGGAUGAAGAUGGUUCGCUUCCGGAAGAUUUGGGUGGCGGUGCCGAAAAGUUUCUUUGGCUUGCACAACUAAGUGAAGAAGGUGGUCAAGACAGCGUUGGCUGGUUCGAGCGUGGUGCGGCCGCACUGCGUGCCCAUAUUCAGACACUUACCGACGCACUAGAGUCACGGCCCCUUACCCGCGACGAACAGGAAACUGCCAUCAACGAGAAACGAAGAAAGCUGGCAGAUACACUCUGCGCCGUUGCCGAGGUCUACAUGACAGAUCUCAGCUGGGAGGACGAUGCUGAGAGUCGGUGCGAGGCGCUGAUUACCGAGGCUAUUAUGCUGGCCCCUGAACAGCCAGAUACCUGGCAAACUGUCGCAAACGUACGAAUCUCACAGUCACGAACCGAAGAAGCGAAAGAGGCCUUGAAAAGAAGCUUGGGACUGUGGACAGAUCUGCCGCCUGAAGACCCUGGGGUUCCUGCGUUUCCAUCACGUGUCAGUCUGGUUCGGUUGCUGAUAGAGGUUGGGCUGGAGGAGCAAGCGAUUGAAGUUGCCGGACGUCUUGUUGACGAGGACGAUCUCAGUGUGGAAGCCUGGUACCUUGGUGGCUAUGGGAAAUACAUGCUGGGCCAGAAGUUGAAGGAGGUGGGGCAGACUGGCGAUGCUGACAAGUGGAAAAGAGUGUGGCGUUCUUCGCGGAAAUGGCUUAUUCAGUGCAUGAGGAUUUUCGAGGCCGAGGAGUAUGAGGACGAAAGGUUAGGGGAACAUGCACGGGAAUUGAUGGGCGUUAUUAGAGACGAGCUUGGCGAGGCUUUGGGGGAUGAUCUGGAUGAGGAUGUUUGGGAAGACACCGAUGAUGAGGACGAUGUGGACACAGAUAUGCAAUAG
Messenger RNA from Podospora pseudocomata, 1173 nucleotides. RefSeq lists its product as uncharacterized. Gene Ontology annotation, molecular function: protein binding. Lineage: Eukaryota; Fungi; Ascomycota; Sordariomycetes; Sordariales; Podosporaceae. The coding region runs from base 1 to 1173 and encodes 390 amino acids. The record is from RefSeq and is a predicted model, not a curated record. The transcript has a single exon.